This is a messenger RNA of Meloidogyne enterolobii, 1022 nucleotides long. Lineage: Eukaryota; Metazoa; Nematoda; Chromadorea; Rhabditida; Meloidogynidae. The record is from the annotation of a GenBank genome assembly.
GCGUUGCAAAUGCCUUAUCCAUUCCAUUAAAUAAUGAUCUCUUUCCAACUAUUGGAAUGCAGACUGCUGAUGAAAUGAUUGACGCUAAUUUUGGUCAAAAACCUUUUUUAUUUGAUAUGCGUUCAGAACUAAAAAUGGCUGAAAAAGCAACCAUGGAUAAUAUUAAUGCUAUAGAAUUGCCUGCAGAAAAAGUUUUGUGGAUGAACAGCCUUGUUUCAAAUUGGAUGGCUCAUGAAGGCUAUUCUCGCGCUUUAGACGCUUUAAAUCGUGCGACAGGAGGUGGAACUAGAGGAGAACUUUCACAACAAUUAGCUAAAAGCGAUUCUCAAGGUUCAACAAUAACUUUUGAUUCCAAAGAUUCUCAAUCACCAACAGUUGCAGCAGAAAAAGUAGCCGAAGUUGUAAUGAAUUCAAUGAUUGGAUUAUUGGGUGGAAAUGGUGGUGAGAAUUCUUCUACACAACCUCAAGGUGGAGGAGGAAAUGUUAGACGUUCAGUGGUCCGUUCAGUUCAGGAGGCUCUUUAUGAAGAAAUGGAACAACGCAGAAUUCUUGUUCGUAUGGUUAAAAAGGGACAAUUGGCUGAUGCUAUUGAUAAAAUCGAGCAAUUAUUUCCUUCUUUGUUUGAAACAAAUCGACAACUUGCAUUAUUAAUAAAAACACAGCAUUUUAUUGAAAUGUAUAAAGAAAUUACUAAAGAAUUACCUCCAUUACCUCAAGAACAGCAACAAUCAAAUAAUUUAAAUGAAAAUAAUUCACUUUCAACUAAACAACAAUUUAAUAAUAAUAAUAAUUUAUCCUCCCCAUCUCCACGUCCUUCAAGUAGUAGAGGGGGAAAAAGAAGUGCUUCUGCUGUAGAUGAUGAUGAUGAUUUUACAAUGAUUCCGAGUUCUUCUAAUGAUGAAGGGAAGAAUUUGAAUUCUGCUUCAGAUUUGCAUAAUCCUGUUAAACGACGUUCGAGUAAUGGUAAGAAAGAAAAGGAAAAAUUUUUUUUAAUCCUGGGAUAUUUAAAUAUAAAUAAUUGA